This is a messenger RNA of Prorocentrum cordatum, 1706 nucleotides long. The record is from the annotation of a GenBank genome assembly. Lineage: Eukaryota; Dinophyceae; Prorocentrales; Prorocentraceae.
ACUUUUUUUUUUUGUCCUUGGCCACUUUGGCUCAAGGCUACUCUAGGCCAGGUGUUCCCAUAAACGGGCCAUCCGUUGUUGCAUUGCGGGGCAGUUCUUCCAAUUAGAAGAUGAGCAGCAGGUUCCUUUCCGCAGCUCUGAACCAUUUGGGAUACUUCGGGUUUGCCCGCCUGGUUGCUACGGCAACCUGCAAAGUGCCCUCUGCCCCCGAGCCACCCAGCAGGUUUGCCGAUGAUGUCUGGGCAAGUGAGUUACCAUCAGACCUCGCGGGCAAAGUGUACGCCAUUACCGGGGCGUCUAAUGGGAUGGGCAAGUACUUGGCAGAGAUGCUGGCGAGUCGCGGAGCUACCGUCAUAAUGCUCAACCGUAAGUCAGCGCAUUCUGUAAAGGCGUUUGAGGAGGUGAAGGUGGCCGCCAAGAAGGCAGAGUGUGUGCACCUUGUCGAAUGUGACCUGUGCGAUUUCGCCUCAGUUCGCAGUGCAGCCGCAGCCGUCAGAUCGAUCUCGUCGGAGCUGGACGGCCUCGUCUGCAACGCAGGCUUGAUGGCGCAGGCCGACAAGCGAACCGUCGAUGGCUACGAUGUGCAGAUUCAGGCCAAUCACCUCUCCCACUUCCUCCUCACCUCUCUGCUCCUGAAGGACCUUGCCGCUACGGGGAAGAAGAGGGGCGAGGCCGCACGCGUCGUGCAGCACAGCUCCGGUGCCCGGAGCUCACCGGACGUGCCGAUCUCGCCCGAUUGCUUCGAGAAAGAGUGGGAGUCCAUCACCGACGACAAGGGACAGCAAGGCAACCCUCGCAAAGGCGACGUCAGCUUCAUGGCCAAGUGGCGCCGCUAUCAGCAGAGCAAGAGCCUCAACCUCGGUUUCACCUACGCGCUGGCAGACUAUAUCGUAAAGCAGGGUUUGCAGGGGGACGUCAUCGCAACGUGUGCACAUCCCGGCGCGACGAACUCGGGCCUGCAGUCCCGCACAGAGGGCGGAUGUUUCAUGGACAACCUUAUCAACGGUAUCGCAGCAUGCGUUGGACAUUCCACAGCCGAUGGCUGCCUGGGGCUAGCGUUAGCCACUUUGAAGCCGGGCGCACAGAAUGGUGCAUUCUAUGGACCAGCAGGAAUGAUUGGCAACGCGGUCUUGAUGCAAUGUGAGCGUGACAGGUACAGCGAGCAGCUCGACCUCAUUUGGAGUGGAAGCGUCCGUGCAACUGGUGCUGUCUUCGACUGAGGACCAUUGCAAUCUCAUAACUUUUUGCCCGAGAGGCUUUCUCUCGCUCUCAGAGAUUCAUGAUUAGGUCGUGAUUGCACAUGGCGUUGCUGCCCAUUUUCCCGAACCAUGGUUCCGAGCGUGGGCUCACCGGCAACAGGUUAGCCUUCGCGCGCUGUUCCAGGUUUGCUUGGCGUCUCGCCCUUGUGCAUUCAUGUUGGCACCCCCAUCGGCACCCUAUGAGACAACACCCUCCAUCCCUGAUCGUGCCCCACAUCGUGACUGGAUUGUUGUUUAGGGUCUUCUGCCACAAGGACGUCGCAAUUGCUUGUCAUCCUGUGCCUGCCUGCUGGCUCUUGUGGGUUGGACUCCCCUGAGCGCUGAGCUCUGCACGGCAAUUUUGCUUGGAGCUUUAGAGUAUAGUUACUUCUAUGGCAUGCUGCACUACGAUGUUGUCUGCAUGUAUCGUCCGACGCAGUGUGUCCUCUGGCCGCUUCACAUGCAGAA